AGAAUAUUGAGUUUUCUUAUAUAUCUACAAGAAGGCAACUUGACCGUACAAACUGCUUGUUUUCCUGAACACAAAGCAAGUGUGAGUUGACUUCAAUUUUUUCUUUCUUUCAUUUUCGAUGAGAAAUACUUGUUAUUGGCAUUUUAAAAAGUUAUCACACACUCAUUUUAAAAUAAAUACAUUUUACUUCAAACAGUGUUAGACGGCACAUUGUUAGUACCAAUAACAACUUACUUUUCUAAUUUAUUAUCUUUCUUUUUUUAUCCCUUUCAUCUGGAUAUUUGACCCAAUAAUUCGAAACAUGGUGACAACUGAAAUCUAAUUUGGUGCUUCCUAUGAGCUCGAAGCUGAUUCCAACCCAAAUGUGUUUACAGUUAAAUUUUGUAAUCUCAAAACUAAAUCUUAGUACGACAAACAGUUUUGUUCCUAACUCCGUCAUGUUACACAUUAACUAUAUUAACUGUCGAAGAAUUGUCUAGGCCGAAACUUUAUUUUUUUUUCCUUAAUUUGACUUCAAUAAGAGGUGAUGAUAAAUGUCUCACCAUCUUGACUCAUCUUUCAUCAUCCAAUUUUUAUACCCACUUUUUUUUUCUAAGGGAAAUUCAGCUGUUCCAAAAAUUUGGUACUUAAUUAGGUGAGUUGGAGAUGGCACAACCAUCCAAAAAGUCAUUCAAAGCUGGAGAAUUUUAGAAGGCAUAAAAGGAGCACCAAGAAAUAAGAGAAAACAUUGCAAAGAUCCUUUUUCUGCGCACCCUGUAAAAUAAUGUCCAUCUUUCUCAAACCCCUCCCUCUUCUCUCCCUCUUCUUCUUCGCCUACUAUCUCACAAACCCUAAUGUGUUUGGAAACUUUAGGGUUCUUGAAACCCCACUCAUAGUUAUAUACAAUGGAGGUGGUGAAGAAAAUGGGGCCAACAAGUAUGAUGAGGGAGAGUAUAGAGGUGGGUGGGAAUUGGUUUCUGAGAAUUCAGGUGUAUCGGCCAUGCACAUGACCAUCAUGCCUAAUAGUAACAAGGCCAUUAUGUUUGACGCUGCCGGUUUCGGUCCAUCGGAGAUCUCAUUGCCUCCUGGAGACUGUCGUCAGGUUUUCGAUGAGAGGGAUGAAACUGGAGAAGACUAUGAAUUGGAUUGCUGGGCUCAUGCUGUGGAAUUUGACACUGAGACUGCAGCUAUUAGGCCGCUUAAGAUCUUGACAGACACAUGGUGCUCAUCUGGUGGAUUAUCAGCUAAUGGCACUCUUGUGCAAACUGGCGGAUGGGCUGAUGGAGGGAGGUCUGUGAGAUACCUCUCUGGAUGCAAUACCUGUGACUGGGAGGAGCACCCCAUGUCACUUUCUACCUCAAGAUGGUUCUCUACCCAACAAAUAUUGCCAAAUGGCAAUUUCAUAUUGGUCGGAGGCCGGCGCAUGUUCAAUUACGAGUACAUCCCUAAGGGGGGAGAUUCUAAUGAUGUUUACUUUCCAUUACCAUUUCUCCAAGAGACCACUGACCCGUUUGAGAAUAAUCUCUACCCGUUUGUUUUCCUUUCCACGGAUGGCAACAUUCUAAUAUUUGCGAAUAAGCGUUCAAUUCUACUCAAUCUGACCACCAACAAGAUUGUCCGGGAGCUUCCUGUCCUUGACGGUGGGUCUCGAAACCACCCUGCAUCCGGCACGGCGGCAUUGCUACCCAUAAAACUCGGUGAUCCGAACGCGAAAGCAAUCCGGGCCGAAAUCAUAAUAUGUGGUGGAGCGGAUCCUAGAGCUGGAAAGUUAGUUGAGAAGGGUAUUUUCGUAACUGCAUUGCAAGAUUGUGGAAGGAUUGACAUAACGGACCCAAAAUCCACAUGGCAGAAGGAGAUGAUGCCAACACCAAGGACUAUGGGAGAUCUGCUGAUCCUUCCCACAGGUGAUAUCCUUAUAGUCAAUGGGGCCAAAAAGGGAAUAGCAGGGUGGAACUUCGCACAGGAUCCGAACCCGACCCCAUUACUUUAUAGACCCGACAACCCAACAAAACAACGGUUCACAGAGCUAAAGGCGACAACGAUACCGCGAAUGUAUGGUUCAACCUCUACGGUAUUGCCAGAUGGCAAAAUAUUAGUGGCUGGGAGCAACACAAAUUAUUACUACAAUUUCACAGGCGUAGAGUAUCCGACAGAACUUCGGGUCGAGAAAUUUUACCCACCAUACUUCGACCCUUUACUCAUCUCGGACCGACCCGCGAUAACAUCGAAUUACAAUGGUAAAAUGGUAAAUUACAGAGGAUAUAUUGCGCUGGAGUUCAAGUUGAAGAAAGCUGAGGUGGACCAAUCAGAUUUGAAGGUGACCAUGUACUCGCCACCUUUCACAACACAUGGUUUUUCCAUGGGCCAAAGGCUUUUGGUAUUGGCCACAAAGAAGUUGGAAAAUGUGGAAUCGGAAUUUUUUCGGGUGGAGGUUGCCGCGCCGCCAUCGGCGGAGAUUGCUCCUCCGGGUUUUUAUUUGAUCUUUGUUGUGCACAAUGGAGUUCCGAGUUCUGGGAUAUGGGUGCAAAUUGCAUAGAGGAUUUCGUGCAUCUUUUUGGGUUGUUGUACAUACAUUGAGACAUAUUUUCAUUGAUGGUAUUGUAAACUUGAAUAUACUUCUCAUUAGGGGUGGGUUCAAAAAACCGAAAACCAAAUCGAACUGAAGUCGGAAAAAAAAAACCAAACUGAAACUGUUAAAUUGAGCCGAACCGAAUGAAGUUUUUAUAAUUAAUUAUGAAUUAAUAUUUUUAUUA
Pyrus x bretschneideri (Chinese white pear) is the source of this 2732-nucleotide messenger RNA. RefSeq names its product aldehyde oxidase GLOX1. NCBI's taxonomy places the organism in Eukaryota, Viridiplantae, Streptophyta, Magnoliopsida, Rosales, Rosaceae. The record is from RefSeq and is a predicted model, not a curated record. Bases 764 to 2515 code for a protein of 583 amino acids. The transcript has 3 exons.